AUGUAAUAAGAAAUUUAUAAAGAUAGAACAGCAGCAAAUGAAAAUACUUAAUAAAUCAAAGCAGCAGAAACAUUAUAAUCCCUAGUACAAUAUGUGAAUGAUCUCACUGAAAUCGUUAAUGAAGUCAAACUCAAGAAUCAGGCAGAGUUUAUUCUUGCAUAUUAAAGUCAUAUGAAAAAAAUUAAGGCUGAAUUAGAAGAAUUAAAAUACAAAACUGAAGAACAAAAAAAUAGUAUGGUCUUAAAUAAAGUUAAAGCAAUUUCAAAUGACAACGAAUUGACACUGUUUCGAUAAGAAUGUCUUAAAUUAUACGAAAAAAUAGAGUAAAAAAAUAAAGAAAUUUAAGAACUCAAAUUCACAUUACAAGAAUCCAAAAAGACAAAUGAGUUUCUUGAAUCCUAAAUUAAAGGGUUGAUGAAAAAACUCAAAUUGCAAGAAAUCGAGAGAUAACAAUAACCAACACCUUCAGUAGAUUAAAUCUUUUGUACUACUGCUCCUACUAAUCAUUUUAAGGUCCUUAAAAGGAAAUUAACAGACUAUUAAUCAAAAUUAGACAUAUCUUCAUCAUUAACAAAACAUCAUUAUGCUUCUAUUAGAGAAUUAUUUGAUUCUGAAUAUAAUUAGAAGGAUGAAGAAUUAAUAGAAAAAAUAUCCAAAUAUGUUAGUUAGAUAGAACAGAAAUACUAAAAGUAAAUAUAAGCAUUGAAUUAAAAAGCUAAUAAUCUAUUAAUUUCUCAAAACAAGAAAAGUGUCAUUCGAAGUGAUCUUGAAUCAUUCUUUUUAGAUUGUGUAGAGACUGUCAGAAGAGAUAUUUUAAAGAAAAAAAGACCCUUUGGAACUAAUUAAUAGUUGCAGGCUUCAAUGGAACAUAUUUCCGAUUUUUCUCAAUUUCAUAAAGAGGACAAAUUAAAAAUACUGGAACUUGUAGUUAGUAAUGAAAAAAUAUUAGUCUUCUUGUACUAAAAAUUAUUCCCUAAUCAUGUUAAUUUAGUCAUAAAAUCGAUCAGAGAAGAUGUCCAUAUCAAUAACUUCUUAGAUGAAAGUGUUAAGUGUGACUCUUCAAAUAAAAAUCAUAGAUCUGGAGAUUACAAAACAGAUUUCCCAAAAACAACUAGGGAAGUUCGUUCAGCUUCAUUGAAUAAAUAAUUGGAAGUCAAAAAAGGGAAACUAUUAUUUAAAUAAUAUUGA
Paramecium tetraurelia is the source of this 1188-nucleotide messenger RNA. RefSeq lists its product as uncharacterized. The record is from RefSeq and is a predicted model, not a curated record. The transcript has 4 exons. NCBI's taxonomy places the organism in Eukaryota, Ciliophora, Oligohymenophorea, Peniculida, Parameciidae.